This is a messenger RNA of Zalophus californianus (California sea lion), 2710 nucleotides long. RefSeq lists its product as uncharacterized. The record is from RefSeq and is a predicted model, not a curated record. The transcript has a single exon. NCBI's taxonomy places the organism in Eukaryota, Metazoa, Chordata, Mammalia, Carnivora, Otariidae. The coding region runs from base 42 to 494 and encodes 150 amino acids.
AGCCCGACUGCCGACCGAGGGCCCAAGGCAUUGUGGGAGUCAUGAUUCCAAGAGGCCCGCGAUUUAAAAUUGAACUUGUCAGUUCCCGGUCACGGGAGCAUUGUGAGCGCCACAACUCAUUCAGCUGCAGUGAAAAGACUGUUGCAUGUCGCUGUGCAGCCUCUUAUCGCCGAGGUCUGGUUUCCGCUGCUGCUGCGCGGCCCCUCCCCCGCCAGCCCAGCCCCACCAGGAAGCCCGGGGCGGACUCGUCGAGCUCCCGGACGCACGCGGCGGCGAAAAAACGCUCUCCAACUUUCGGCCGCCCUCCCGCCCUCGCCCGGGCGGCACUGGCGCCUCUCAACCGAACAAAGUCCGCAAGGGGUGGUCGUUGCCGCUCGCGGGUCGGCCCCGGGAGCACAAGGAAGCCGGAGCCGGCGCUGGCGAGGUGUAUCCCCGCAGCCAACCGGUGGUAUCUUCCAUCUUACACGUUCAACAUUAUAACAGCCGAGCUAUAGUGCGAAUGGGACGCACCCCUACUACUUUCCGCUCCUUCGGACCAGCCGGGCGGACACAUAGGUCCUUUUUUUUUUUAAAGAGGCCGGCGGAUGGGGCUUUUUGUAAGGAAGCCGGCAAGGUUAGGUUGAAGGUGAGAAUCAGAUCGGCAGAAAACGGUAAGGAUCUGAUGGGGCUGCCGCCUUAAAAUGCACCACACCGUUUUUGAACCUGGAUGGCUCACAGGCGGGAAAAACAUCUGCAAGACUGCCAGUGUGUCUCUUCCUCAAGUAACAGGGUGCCCACAGUUUUGCAGUUCCUUAGUAAAACUGAUUGUCACACAAGCACAAACACUCCCACUGCAGCUUCCAGUCUAGCUUGUAAAUAAUACUUGGAAUGUAAAAUCCCCUUUCUUCCCAACUCUGCAUUACACGAUUUAUAAGAAGCAGAGACCCUUCUCUGAAAAUAAAAUACCAUUUUCUGAAAUACUGGAAUAUUCCAAGGCAACUAGGUCAUAUUAUUGUUGGAGCAAAACACACCACAGCCCCAAAUCAUAAUUCAUUGGGUGUUAUAAGAUGCAACUUGGCUUCACUUUGAAUGGAAAGAAUUCUAGACUAACGUGAUGUGAUAAUGUUUUGGAGAUUUGGGGGCAGAAUUUCCUUUGAAUUUAAGGAAUUUUGAUAACUUGUUCAAUAAUGAUUCUAAUUUAAAACAUUGGUUCUAUGUUUUGGACACAAUUUGUAAUGAAAUGGUGGAUAUGGUGCCAUGUUCCUCUUACAACUUUGUUGUGUUAAAGAGGGUGGGGCUGGCUUAAGGAGGAAAAGGGAAAACAUCGUGAAAGGUGCUAAAGUUCAGGAGUAAGAGUCAUUAAUAACAGACUUGAGUUCUGACCCUUGGCUAGAUCCACAAAACAGUUAAUAUUGUGCACUGCUCCCUUCCAUAACAAAUAAAUUAAUUAAUGGCCCUACUUCUCAGUGUUAAUCAUUGAAAAGUACCCAAGUGCACACACAGUGGAAGCAAACUAAAAAGGACACUGACACUUUCUCAGAGAACAGGAAUGGGCGUUCUCUAUCUGCCAAUUAGUAGCUAUGAGGAAUUCCUUUUUCUUAAUUCAGCAUUCAUUUCAACAACUACAUCGAAUGCCUGCUCUGCCAGGGAUACAAGAAUGGGUAACACAGCCCCUACCCUAGAGGAUAAUACUCCUGCGAGGGAAAAGACAAAUAAACCAAUUAACUCUGCCUCAGGGAUAAAUGCUAAAAUGGUGCUGGCAAGCCAAAGGGGGCCUGAGGAGAGUUAGGGAAAGCUUCCUGGAGGAGUUAUUUUCAACAGGUGCCUUGAAAAGUGUAUAGCAAUUAACAAGAUGGAAAGGGAGUUGAGUCUGGUCAAGUGGGAGAAAAGAGCAUGGCAAAUACAACAGACCCGCCAACUUUCCUGUUAGAAGUGAGGGAAGGAUAAGUAUAGGGGAGUGGCAGGAGAUGAGCUAAAAGUAGGUCUGUUUUAAUCCAAGGAGCCUCAGCUUUAGUCUGAAAACCAUGAUGAACUGGAAGAGUUUACACAGCAAGGGGAUAGGUAGAGUUUGGACUUGUAUUUCAGAAAGAUCCUGUGGCAGCAGCUUGAGGGUGAAUGGGAGUGUGGGCUGGUGGCCCAUAGAAGAAGGGUGAAUGGGUGUGGACAGACUGGAAAAAUGACUCAUGCAGGGAAUGAGGAAGGGAGGAACCUUGGGAAGCUCCCAAAUCCCUGGCUUAGCCUACUGGAUUGUUUGCUACUUGCCUUUUAAUGUCUUCAAUUUGCCUUUCAUUCUCCAUGACAACGGACCCUGACUUCUGAGCUGGGCCACCUCUGCGUCUGCUAGCAGGUUGGCGCCCUAGCCGGCUUCCACGCACCUCUCAGAAUGUCCAAUGAACCGCUAAGGCCUAAUCCCCGUUGUAGGAAUUUAUUUUCAAUUGUUCUCAGACCCUUGUAGACUUCCAAGUUAGAACUUUGGUGUUCUUUUUUCUUGUGGGUUAGAAAGUUUGCUGUUUGGUGCAACGUGGCGGAAAGCAGGACUUUGAACCUGGGUAUGGUGCAAGAGGGGAAAUUAUUUUUCCACUUCAGCACUGGAGGAGGGGGGAAGUUCUGGGAACAAAAGAGAAAUUGAAACUGAGACAGAUUUUCUGCUCCACCGAACAGAUGACAAAGAAAUACAAGAAAGACCCUUGAAUGUUGGAAACAGUAAAAUAAACAUCCUCGUAAAUGACAA